This is a messenger RNA of Fomitopsis serialis, 991 nucleotides long. RefSeq lists its product as uncharacterized. The coding region runs from base 51 to 896 and encodes 281 amino acids. Gene Ontology annotation, molecular function: RNA binding. Gene Ontology annotation, biological process: mRNA splicing, via spliceosome. The transcript is spliced from 2 exons. The record is from RefSeq and is a predicted model, not a curated record. NCBI's taxonomy places the organism in Eukaryota, Fungi, Basidiomycota, Agaricomycetes, Polyporales, Fomitopsidaceae. Gene Ontology annotation, cellular component: ASAP complex; nucleoplasm; cytoplasm.
CACGCGUCCUUCUCCUCCCGCCACCGCACAACCUCAAGUUCAGUAGCAAGAUGUCGACCCGAGGCCGCUCAACCUCCCCGCAUCCGCUGCACGAUGAGGACGUUGAGAUGGACAAUGGAAAUGGCUUUGACAAGCCACACGCCAAGGUAGUCGUAGUCACCAAUCUCACCCGUAAUGUCGUCGAGGCACACCUCCGCACAAUAUUUGGGUUCUACGGGGAUAUCACUAAAAUCGACCUGCCGGUGUUCGGAAAAUCUGGACAGAACCGUGGAAAGGCAGCGGUCGAAUACGCAGACACCGCCUCUGCGCAUAGGGCCGCCUCGCACAUGGACGGCGGCCAACUGGACGGCGCAAUCCUCAAGGUCGAGCUUUCUGAUUUGCCCGUUCGUUCACGAUCGCGUUCGCCGCGCCCUCCUCCACGACCGCGUUAUGGACGCGACCGCCCCCGUUCUUUCUCUCGAACACCAUCACGCUCUCGAUCCCCGCCACGACGCUACGGACGCGACGCUGGUCGCUUCCGCGACAGCUACCGGGGCAGGCCAUUUGCCCGCCGCGGCCCACCUCCCAGAGACACUUAUCGUCCACCCUCGCGGUCCCGCUCUCGUUCCCCCAUCCGCAGAGUCGAUCGCUUAGUGCCGAGAAGGCGGUCACCUAGCUACGAGCGUGGCGGCACAGGGUAUCGUCGCGGCCGAACUCGCUCGGCGAGCUAUUCCGUGCGGUCAAGCCGUUCCCGCACGAGGUCUCUUACACCCCGGUCUCGAUCGCGUUCUGCAUCUUACUCGUCCUACUCGCGGUACUCUCGAAGCAGGACCCGUUCUCGCACGCCUAGCCCACGAAGGAGAAGCCGGAGCCGCGAUGAUAUCAGGGACAGCAGGUCUCGCUCUCCAAGGGACUAGUAUUCUUCGACAUUCGUUCUCGUUUGUUCACCUGCGAAAGAUUGCUUUCCGUGCUCCAAAAAUGCUUUGUGUACCAGGGACUAUUCGUUCACCAU